Messenger RNA from Coniophora puteana RWD-64-598 SS2, 240 nucleotides. RefSeq lists its product as uncharacterized. Bases 1 to 240 code for a protein of 79 amino acids. The record is from RefSeq and is a predicted model, not a curated record. The transcript has 3 exons. NCBI's taxonomy places the organism in Eukaryota, Fungi, Basidiomycota, Agaricomycetes, Boletales, Coniophoraceae.
AUGCACCAGAACUUUGUCGGUGACAAGCCCGUGGACACGUUCCCCGCCGAGGCGACAGAGAAGAUCCCGGACGAGGAGCUCGCCAAGCGCGAGGCGGAGCGGCUCAAGGCCGGCGCCGGCGGUGGCGCGGGGAAGCGCGCGGGGGUGGCUUCGCGGGAUCCGGCUGAGCACGAUCCGCGGGCGUCGACGACCGGGGGCGGGUGGGGGGAUCCGAAGCCUACGACUGACCCGGUCAUGUAA